AUAAACUCCAAAACAAUCUAUUGUCAUAUGUCAAACUCGAUUAUCUGUCAAAUUAUUUGACAAAAAGUAAUAACCUUACAUUCGUAUUUCGUUUUCGGUUGAUGAUAGUACGCAAAAAUUCAUGAUAUCUUUUCCUGAAAGAACAAUUUCAUUUUGUUUUAAUUUCCAAACCCCAAAAUACUAUUUAUUUGAUUAGGUAAUAAGACAAAUAUGUAUAUCAUGUUCCAUGUGUAACCAUAUUCGAAACAUUGUAGGACCAUAAUAUUAUUGUUGUUGAUUAUUAAUUAGAUGUUUUUAUGUGUACGCAAAUUGUAAUUAAAUGAUUUAAAGAAGUAGUAGUUUAGCAGUGAUCAUACGUAGUAAUAAAUUUGCACAAAUUAGUUUCAAGAAGGUAUAUUCAGUAGAUCGAUAGUCAACCUUUGGACUUUAGUUAAUCGUAAUAAAAUAAUGUAUAUUGGUUACACCGCUCCUAUCUUGGUUUUUGUGCUUUCAGUAAUUGUGUCAUAUAUAUUUGUGAUGAGUCCAACAGCUAAUGAGAUGGCAAACAAUGGGUAUGUGUUCAUAUCAAAUGCUGCUAAAGCCUAUGCUAUCUGCCAGAGAGCUUCAAAGUUGGUGCAAAGAGUUUUGUAUCUGAGAGUUAAGGAAAACAAUGAAGCAUCAUUACCUAUGCUUAGCAAGCAAAUUGAACAUGUUUAUUGUAAGGCAGCAUCCCAAUACAACCAUCUGGAUGUAAGACUGAUAUUAAAACAAGGUGAAGUGAAAAAUGAGAACACUAACUUUCCAAUUGACCUAGUAAUAUUUGAGAGUGAAUUAGCAAAGGAUAUAGACAGCCUGAAGAGCUCUGUAAAUACUAUAAGAAGUGGUUGUAGAGUACAAAAUCUAGAUGUUAAUGAAGAACCCGUCGGUAUUUUAGAAAAAGUAAGAACCUACGAGAAUGUUGUUUUGGGUGGGACCUUUGACCGAUUACAUAAUGGUCAUAAGGUGCUGUUGUCACAAGCUGUGCUGCGAGCCACUAAGUCUGUUACUGUGGGUGUUACUGACAUGAACAUGCUUCAAGUUAAAACUUUACCGGAACUGAUACAACCAGUGGAAGAAAGAAUAAAAGAGGUACACAACUUCCUAAUGGACAUCAAUCCAGACUUGGAAUACAAUUUGUUUCCCUUAAAAGACCUCUACGGCCCGACUAAAGACGAUCCUAAAUUCCAGUUAAUAGUUGUAAGUGAUGAGACGAUUCGAGGAGCUGUUAAGAUCAAUGAGAAGCGAGAGGAGAAGGGAAUACCACCGAUGGACGUCCACGUGAUAUCCAUCAUAGAAGACUCUCAGGCGGAUACUUCGACCGCUGAGGAGGGCAAAGUCAGUUCUAGUAACCAGAGGAUAAGAAUGCUGGGCAAAACAAUUCGGAGACCACAACCUAAUCCCAACAUCCCGGAUUGGCCGUACGUGAUUGGACUGGCCGGGGGUAUUGCCAGCGGAAAAUCUCGUAUUUUGCAAAAAUUAAAAGAAAAAGGUGCGGCGGUUUUGAACUGUGAUAUUAUCGCUCACGAGCUGUACAAACCGGGCCUUCUCCUUAACCGCACGAUAUCUGAGAAUUUCGGCAAAGAAGUAAUCACAGAGACCGGAGAAGUGGACAGGAGGAAGCUAGGAUCUAUCGUUUUUAAUGAUAAGGCACAAUUAGAUAAACUAAACAGCUUGGUAUGGCCAGAAGUGAUGGCCGAGACGCAGCGUCGCAUCAAAGCUUUGGGCGAUGAGGGCUACCGUAUCGUGGUCAUAGAGGCGGCCGUGAUGGUGCGGGCCAAGUGGUACGAGUACUGCCAUCAACUGUGGACCGUCAUCAUUCCCAGGGACGAGGCGAUCAAAAGGAUACAGAAACGCGACAACCUUUCAGCGGAAGACGCCGCCAAGAGAGUGGACUCCCAAGUAUCUAAUAUGGACCAUGUAGCCGUGGCUAAUGUAGUAUUCAGUCCGAAUUGGAGCACAGACCAUACGGACCGACAACUCGAUGUCGCAUGGAAAGAACUGCAAGAGUAUUUAGCUAAGAGAAUGUAGGUCAGGCUAGCUAGUAGCAGCAAUAUUAGCAAUUGUUACCCCGACAUACUCCACGGAUCUUUUAAUAAUAACAUUUUUAACAAACGCCGUGUAGAUACGUUAAAUGUUUGGCGGUGCUCGAACAGUUUCGGUCAUUGGGGCUUAUAAUCGUAAACCGCAUGCGCGUCGUAAAUCGUUAGUUACAUCGCACAAGCAUGUCGUAGAUCAUAAUAAAGCCUAAACUAAUAUUUGAAGG
This is a messenger RNA of Spodoptera exigua (beet armyworm), 2281 nucleotides long. Lineage: Eukaryota; Metazoa; Arthropoda; Insecta; Lepidoptera; Noctuidae. The record is from the annotation of a GenBank genome assembly.